CACAGUCAGUGCCGGCAAAAUUGCAUCACCGCCAGCGGAACUAGAACAAGAACAAGAAAUACCACCAUUUUGAUUGCGGUUGCCAUGACUCUUCGAGUGGAAUAACCAGCACGAUAACCUCAUUUGGACACGGACAGGCAGGAAGGCCAGCCAAGCAUUCCAGUGGAGAAGGAGGACCAAGCUAGCGAUUGCCCAAUUGCCAAGUGAUUCGUCUUCGAUGCCUCGGGCCAGUUAAACCACUGCUAAGCUGGACUAGAACAAGAUAAUUGCCUUCGCGACAGCACGUUGCAGAUAAGUUAAUCGCCUGAAGGCGGCACGUACUAGCAUGCGCCGGCGGCACUGCACACUUACACAGCCAUCUCUAGUUAACUUUUAACUAUUGCGCUGGUAAUGUAAAGUUUGCUUGUUUACGUCUGGCCAGUGCUGCCGGACCAGUUCGAAUGGUGAGCGCCUUGAGUGUUUCCACAGUGCAAGGUGUUUGUUUCCAAGCAAACGCGAGCGACGGGCACUCUGCCCGGAUCGCAGUGUGCCGUCUCAGUCGAGUAAAAUUAAGCUGUUAUUCUUAGUCCCUGUCAUGUGAUACUUGAUUGCUCCGAUUGUGAUGCCACACACUUGGCUAACAAACUGAAAGGAAAGCAGACUGAAAAUCCCUGAGCAUAAAUAAAUUGGGAAAAUGGACGCCAAAAAAAUUGUGGAGAUCGACGGCUCCUAUUUGGAGGGCGGCGGACAGGCGCUGCGCAACGCCCUCAGCCUCAGCUGCAUUUUGGGCAAACCGGUGCGCGUGGUGAAGAUCCGGGCCAACCGCCCGAAUCCUGGGCUCUCGCGCCAGCACCUGCAUGGGCUGAACCUACUGCGGGACAUCACCAAUGCGGACGUGGUGGGAAACUACUUGCUUUCCUCCACAGUGGAGUUCACGCCGGGCACCAUUGUGGACAACACUUAUCGCGUGGAAACGCACACGGCGGCCAGCAUUACUCUGAUCUAUCAGAUGGCUCUGCCAGUGCUUCUCUUUGCUGGACGCUCGUCGCGCCUGAUCGUGUGCGGAGGCACGAACGUUGACUUUGCUCCCCCGGUGGAGUACAUGCAGGACGUGCUGCUGCCCAACCUAAAACACUUCGGGGCUAGCUUUGACCUGAAGGUGCAGCGGUACGGCUUCUAUCCACGCGGCCAAGGCAGAUGUCAGUUGGACGUGGAACCCGUGGCCAAGCUGAAUCCCGGAAAAUUAGUGGCUUUCGGCAGCAUCAAAUCGGUCAGCGGAGUGGCCUACUGCGCCGGCCGCUUGCCAGUAAAUAUUGCGAUUGACAUGCAACAGUCGGCGCAACGCGAGAUACAUCGUAUGUGGCCGUCCCAGAAGUGCAACAUCGAGCCGAUUAAGCAUUCGCGCCAGAAGGCAUACUACGAUGGAGCCGGGAUCUUGAUGACAGUCAACACGACCGCCGACGUUGUCCUAGGUGCUUCCGCAUUGGGCAAAAAGAGGAUCGAUGGACACCUUCUCGGCUUAGAGGUGUCGUGCCAACUGGGCGGGUAUAUCCGCGAGAAAGUCUGCGUUGACAAUUACAUGCAGGACCAGCUCAUCAUCUACAUGUCCCUGGCCGUCGGCCGCUCAACUAUGCGCACAGGCAAGCUGACCAAUCACACGCGCACCGCCAUCAACGUAGCCGAGCAAAUGACAGGCGUCAAGUUCGACGUGGCGAUGGAGCCCGACGGCCAGAUGCUAGUCAGCUGCCAGGGCUUGGGACAUCUGAACAAGUUGAUUUAACAAUCGAUAGAUCUCUUUACUCUAAGGCAACCUUAAAUUAAUGUCUACAUAUAUAGAGAAUAUACGUGUCCUAAAGGCGCCGGAAAA
This is a messenger RNA of Drosophila mauritiana, 1846 nucleotides long. RefSeq names its product RNA 3'-terminal phosphate cyclase (gene Rtca). Gene Ontology annotation, cellular component: nucleus. Lineage: Eukaryota; Metazoa; Arthropoda; Insecta; Diptera; Drosophilidae. Gene Ontology annotation, molecular function: RNA-3'-phosphate cyclase activity. The record is from RefSeq and is a predicted model, not a curated record. Gene Ontology annotation, biological process: RNA processing. Bases 674 to 1759 code for a protein of 361 amino acids. The transcript is spliced from 2 exons.